Molecule: messenger RNA, 1416 nt
Organism: Stylonychia lemnae
Lineage: Eukaryota; Ciliophora; Spirotrichea; Sporadotrichida; Oxytrichidae
Source: the annotation of a GenBank genome assembly
AUGAUGAAAUAUCUUUCGGCAGCAAGUGUUCUUCUAAAUGUUAUCGCAUUUGCGAACGCAGCAUCCAUUUAUGAUGAGAUUGAACAUAAUGAAGAUGUCAACAGAAAGUUUAGUUUAGAUCUACAGAGUGUAGUCGAACUCACUACAGAUAUCAAGUUUAGAGCCCCAAAUGAUGUUAAUCACUACUACUUUGUUGUGCCACGUGAUUUAGAGUAUAAUUAGAUCAGCAUUCAAGGUACAGUCGCCGGUAAUGCAGAUCCCUUAAAGAUCACUAAACUUGUUAACCCUGAAGCCAGAUUAUUAAAGAGAUUCACAGAUUAGAAUGCAUCUGAUGCUGUCUUCUUUGAUAUCGAACUUCCAAAGGGAGCAUUCUAGGCAUUCACAAUUAAAGAAUUAUACAAGAGAAGAAAAUAACCAUUCCCAUCUACAAUUAAAAUCUAAGAUGAACAAAUGCUCUUAUUUACUGACUCAAAAUACUAUCUCUCAGUUUACCCAACAAAGUCAUAAAAGUUACAAUUCGCUUAUGAAGCAAGCAAUACAGUCUUCUAUACCCCCGAUACAACAGCCGAGAAGAAAUCAAAGCUCUUGAGAUAUGGACCAUUCAAGGACAUUGCAAAAUUCUCAUUUGAAUAAGUAAUGGUUCAUUAUAAAUACCCAGGACCUCUCCCAAUUUUCACUGAAGUAAAAAAGACAAUUGAGAUUUCUCACUGGGGAAAUAUUUUAGUCGAUGAAUAUUACGAUUUAUUUAAUGAGGCAGCUGGUAUCAAUGGAGAAUUCGGAAGAGUUGAUUACCAACACUGGAACCCUAAUGUAGCACCUUAUGCUAUAAAGAGUCUAGAGACUGGUUUAGACAGAUAUAUCAGAGGACUUUAUUACUGGGAUUAUAUUGGUAACAUUUCAACUUCAAAUGCUCACAGAGAUCUUGAAAAAGUUAAGUUCAGAAUCGAACCCAGAUUCCCCAUUUUCGGUUAAUGGAAAACUGACUGGAGCCAAGGUUACAGUACUCCAACUAGAUAUCAUUUAUUCCAAGAAGCUCAGCAAAAUUCAAGAUAUAUUUUCAACUAUACCUUUAUUCAAGACUUCAAUGAAUUCCUAGCUGAAAACUAUACUAUCAAAGUUAUCCUCCCAGAGGGAGCAACUAAUAUUAAGUUCCAUUCAGCAUUCUCUGUUGAUUAGAUAGAAACUGGAUUACAUUUCUCAACCUUAGACUAUAUUGGUAGACCAUCAAUCACUAUUAAAAAGGAUAAUGUUCAUAAACUCCUCCAUAACGAAGCUUUCCAGGUAACUUAUGAUUUCUAAAAUGCAGGUAUUUUCAUUGAACCAAUUUAUGUCAUCGCCUUCUUCUUUGUGUGCUUCCUUACAGCCAUUCUUUACGGUAGAAUUAACUUAAGUCUUGAUGAGAAAAAGAAACAAUGA